Gadus morhua (Atlantic cod) is the source of this 3263-nucleotide messenger RNA. It is a transcript of the gene rgs20, whose product is annotated as regulator of G protein signaling 20. The record is from RefSeq and is a predicted model, not a curated record. The coding region runs from base 342 to 1211 and encodes 289 amino acids. Lineage: Eukaryota; Metazoa; Chordata; Actinopteri; Gadiformes; Gadidae. The transcript has 5 exons.
UCUCAGGGCUUAAUCUGCCCUAAGCUGGUGAGAUGGUGAGCAGGAAUCGGGAUUGCAUUCAGCGUGAACAGUGCCGAGUCCUAAUCCCCUUCAGACCGCUCAGUUGCGACCGCGCUGCUCUGCAUGUGGUCAUCACCACUUGUUCCUCGUGUGUUCGGCACCAUGAGUUUCAGGACCGACCUGGGGACCACAUAAGUGGGAAGGGAGGAAGGGAAGAAGGAACGGAGAAGAAUAAGAAGAGAAGGAGGGUUUGCUUCAUUCAGCCCAUGAUCUCACACAGGCUUCGCUGAGAGGCCUAUCGCCGCGCAGAAGGGGGAACGUGGGCCUGCACUGGAUGGAGCAUGCCGAGUGUUAAGGUGGCCCGACGACGGUGGGAGAUCCGGCCCACGCCAGCCGUGCGAGGCAUCGGCCGCACCAGGGCCCUGAUGUGGCAGAGGGCCCGGGGUCUGGCCCAGGCCUGCCGCCGGGGGGAGGGCUACCAGGCCACGGGGGGCUGCGGCGACCCCAACCAUGACAGCGAGCAGCUGGAGAUGGUGUGCGUUGAGCCCAUGGGUUCAGAGCGGAUGGAGAUGCGAAAGAGGCAGAUGUCGGUGCAGCAGGAGACGGCGGCGGGGGGCGCCGGGCCAGCCCAGCAGGGCCAGCCGGGCCAGGCCAACCCUCGGGGCUCCAAUGCCUGUUGUUUCUGCUGGUGCUGCUGCUGUAGCUGCUCCUGGAACGAAGACCGAGAAGAAAGGAAUCGGAAGGCUUCCCACGAUGUCAAGGAAGGGACCGCAGACUGCGAAGAAAGUCCGACGCCGACGCUGGACGAGGUGCACACGUGGGGGCAGUCCUUUGACAAGCUGAUGGGCUGCCCUGUGGGGAGAGCCGCCUUCCGCCUGUUCCUCCGCACCGAGUUCAGCGAGGAGAACAUGCUGUUCUGGAUGGCGUGCGAGGAGUUCACCAAGGAGACCAAUAAGACGGCCAUCGAGGAGAAGGCCCGUGUCAUCUACGAGGACUACAUCUCCAUUCUGUCACCCAAGGAGGUGAGCCUGGACUCCCGCGUGCGCGAGGUGAUCAACAAGAACAUGCUGGAGCCCUCCAUCCACACGUUUGACGACGCUCAGCUGCAGAUCUACACGCUAAUGCAAAGAGACUCGUACCCGCGCUACAUGAACUCCCCGGCCUACAGAAACCUGCUCAAAACCCUCUCAGAACAGUCCCCCGAAUCUUAGGCCGACGAUGUGACCUGUGACCUGUUCUCAAAAUCGAUUCACAAACCUCUUCCCCCCCCCUCCCCCUCACACCUCCACCACACCUCCACCCACCACCACCACCCCCGACCCUAUCUAUAUUUUUUUCCUUUGUAUCUUCAGUGUAGGACCACUUGAACUGGGGGCCUCGGACUCGAGACCGAACCCGGAUAUCAGCGCUGUCAUGAUCUGCACCUGGCGGAAGACACUCAGGUCUCAGAUUCUCCCUAGGGCUCGACCUUACAGAAGUACUGCUACCGGAUCAACAUAGCGUAACAACACUCCAAAGGAACACAAAUACAUUCUCUCUUUCUUUUUUCGUCUUUUUCUCGUUGAUAGAAAUAACCUAUUUUAUUUGUGAUUCAAAAAUGUUUGUUUUUGUUUUUUAAAAACGGUUUGUUGUUGUUUGUAUGAUGGUUUCGGCGGGGCAAAUGAUUAUUCCUACUGUAGACUAUAUAUAUAUUGAUGAGUUUGUAAAUAGAGAAAAAAGGGGGAAUUGUGGGUAUUUUGUGGGGGAAAUGCCUGUUUAUAUUUACUGCGUAUGAAAAUCAAAGCUCAGUCAAAGGCUACUCGUUAGCUAUACUUGUAGGCAGCUUUGCAGGGUGCUGGGUGGUUUAACAUGCUUUCACCCUGUUUCUGUUGGCAAGCCUCACACCUUGGUACACGGGACAUUAUUGACUUGGCAACUCCAGUUCAUUUGUAUGACGUGAGUACCUCUUUGUGAACAGUAGUCAGCUGGUGAUGUAACAGAAAGUGAAAACAAGGUCAAUCCUAGCUCCUAACUGCCACCUGGGGCAAUUUGCUUCUGUUAUUUCAAUCUUAUCUCAUGUCAGACUAUUUCAAUGCAAAAGAGUGGUUUGGUCCAAAUGUAUUUAUUUAAAAGCAUUUCUUCAGAGGUUAAAGCAAGUGCUUAUCUAACAUAGUUCAACAUUAGCGCGGAUGAGGUAUUUCUAUCUGUACAGUAUUGUGUUUUGUUGUCAUCGAUUGCCAACACUGAAAUACCAGCAAGUACAUUCAUUUUGAAGUGUUAGUUUGCAAAUAGUGGAAAAAAAUGGUCGGAUAAACUGUUGUAUGACUGGCCAAUUUUGAUGAUGACUGUGCAGACUUAAGCUUAAGGUGAAGGCUCCACAAUAAUAGAUAUUUCACUUCUCUCUGUUGUAUCAGGCAGUUGGUUGCAGUGUCGGAUUUCAACAAGGGUCAGGCUUGCUCGGCAGUGACACCAAAGCUACCAUGUAAACUGUGUUUAUACAUUCAAUAGAAACGCUUUUAUCCACUUAAAUUGGAGUUGCCAAGUGGUAAGUACUUAUUUUGCUUGUUUUAGUUGAAUUAUUUUGGUUGCCUCACAAACAUGUCACACAAAGACAAGAUCCUCACAUGAGGAAGUGCCUUGACAUUCGAUUUUGUGAAAUCUUUCUCAUUGGCAACGUUUUCCUUUUAUUUUGUUCUCUCUUCAAACAAUUGCCAUAUGGAUGGUUACUGGAGCACUCUUAAGUCCGUAACAAGGAACUGUCCUUCUCAUUGGCCAAAUUUUUAUUUUAGUGUUUUUGCAUGUGUUGUGUGUUGAUUCCUUAGUCAUGGACACAUCAGUCUACUUUGGUAGUGCAUCAUAGUAAGGUGGUGGCUAAUGACAACACACGCCUUUGUUUAUCAAGGACAAACAAGAGGGCAAGGGAUACGGGAGGUUGAUCGGAAAUUGUCUGCCCACCUGUGAUUCACGGUGACUGUCUUAGAGUUGAAACUUUUACUUGAUUUGUGCAAUUUGAGCUGAUGGACACCACGUAGAUCAACCUCAAACGCAAUCUAAGCCAACGGUUUGGAGUGAUACUGCCUAUAAAUGUCAUCUCUUCUGUUUACUAUAUGAAAUGUGUUAUUUUGCGGUAAGUUUACUGAAGAAUACAUUUUAAAAAAAUAAUAAUGUGAAUGUUUACAGUAUAUGGUUUAGUUUUUUUUUUCCUGUUCACUCUCCAAGAAAACAAUGACUUGUGGGCAUUUGGAUUCUUUAAAGAUAAAAUAAAGCACAAUAAUUUUACGGAU